CAUAUUCAGACUCUGGUGACCUGGGAAGGUGACAAAUUGGUGGCCACCCAGAAAGGUGAGAAAGCCAACCGAGGAUGGAAACACUGGAUAGAAGAUGACAAACUUUAUCUGGAGUUGACAUGCGAGGAUGCUGUGUGCCAACAAGUGUAUAAAAGAAAAGACUGAAUUCUCAUGUGAUUCAAUGUCACAUUCAUUUAGCUACUCAACAAGUCUAUUAAAAUCAAGCUGUGUGUUAACUUUAGGCAUCACUGCUUUCUCAGUAGAUGAAAAUGACUCACAAUGUGACACUGUCAACAAGUUUGUUUUCUUCUGUCUAAAUAAAGAUAAUGAGACAAUAUGAAUUUUAUUUAUUGUAUAUAUAACUUAACCCAAGACUUGUAUAAGAUGAACACUUACUAGACUAAAUCAACUUAGGUUUAUCCAUAUAUAUAUAUAUAUAUAUAUAUUUAAAAAAGUGUUAAAAUGUGAGCAUCAAAUAUGAUCCACUGGGCUUUUGAUCUCUCAAUCAUUAUUGUAUUGGAUUGUAUUAUAUUUUGCCCCACACAAAUAAAAACUAGCUUUGAUCAAUA
This is a messenger RNA of Pimephales promelas (fathead minnow), 569 nucleotides long. The record is from RefSeq and is a predicted model, not a curated record. Lineage: Eukaryota; Metazoa; Chordata; Actinopteri; Cypriniformes; Leuciscidae.